AGGAAGGCCCUGGUGCCCAGUGGCGUCUGCGAGUAAGACGUUUAGGGUGUGUGCUGACCCGAGUCCCGGGCCGGCAUCGUCUGUGGCCGAAACGGCUCCUGGGCCGUGUUUCCUAGUCUGGAACCUUCUUCUGUCUGAAAUGUCUAAUGCAAAAGAAAGAAAACAUGCUAAGAAAAUGAGAAAUCAGCCCACCAAUGUGACUUUAUCAUCUGGCUUUGUGGCUGAUAAAUAUGUAAAGCACCACAAUGGAGGAGGAAAACCUUUCCAACGUAAAAAACAAGAGCCUCAUCUUGGAACAUCACGGCAGCGAUCAGUCAAGAUGAGUCCCCAGUUAUCCUCUGAGCCUGACGUGAACGAACAGUCUUCCUCCAAAAUCAUGUUUAAAAAGAAAGGAGGCUGGAAAGCGGGUCCUGAGGGCACUUCUCAGGAGAUUCCCAAGUACAUCACCGCUUCCACUUUUGCUCAGGCACGAGCUGCUGAAAUCAGUGCUAUGUUAAAAGCUGUCACCCAGAAGUCUUCUAAUUCGCUGGUUUUCCAGACUCUGCCACGGCACAUGCGCCGAAGAGCCAUGAGCCACAAUAUCAAACGCCUUCCCAGACAGUUGCAGGAGAUAGCUCAGAAAGAGGCAGAGAAAGCAGUGCAUCAGAAAAAAGAACACUCAAAGAAUAAAUGCCACAAAGCUCGGAGAUGUCACAUCAACCGGACACUGGCAUUUAAUCAUAGACAAAGGAAGAACAUAUGGUUAGAGACUCAUAUCUGGCAUGCCAAACGCUUUCACAUGGUUAAGAAGUGGGGCUACUGCCUUGGGGAGAGGCCGACAGUCAAGAGUCACAGAGCUUGCUAUCGAGCCAUGACAAAUCUCUGCCUUCUUCAGGAUAUGUCCUACUACUGCUGUUUGGAGUUGAAGGGUCAAGAGGAAGAAAUAUUGAAGGCACUUUCUCAAAUGUGUAGCAUAGACGCAGGACUGACAUUUGCUGCAGUUCACUGUUUGUCUGGAAAACGCCAAGGAAGCGUUGUCCUUUACAGAGCAAACAAGUAUCCCCGAGAAAUGCUUGGGCCUGUUUCAUUUAUCUGGAAGUCUGAGAGGACGCCUAGUGACACUUCUGAGAACAGGCAGCUGUGGAUCUGGCUCCAUCCAACUCUUAAACAGGACAUCUUAGAUGAAAUUAAAGCAGUGUGCCUGUGUUUGGAGCCCAUUGAAUCAAGUGUUUGCAUCCCUAACCCACUACUGACACCAGCCCAAGAAAAAAGCCAGACUGGACCAGAUGAUGAGAAAAUUAGCAAGAAAAGAAAAAGGAAAGAUUACCAGGAUGCUAAGUCAGUUAAGAAAUUGAUCGGUGACGGAACUAGAGACCCCAGUCAGCCACGUUCUUGGGUGUCUUCAGCCACAGGCAUUACAGUCAGUGAUCUGACGAUGGAGUUGAACAGAUUCCGGCUGAUUGGUCCCCUUUCCCACUGCGUCCUGACUGCAGCACUGAAAGCUGCUCUGAUACACACUGGGGAAGCGGACACAGAGGAGACACCACAUCAUUGGUGGAUUGACAGUUGCAAAAGCUCGGAUAGUGUGUCUCUUCAUCAAAGACAAGAAGCUGUGUUUCAGUUGUUGGGAGGGAUAUCAUCACCGGCAGAAAUUCCUGCAGGUACCAUUCUAGGUCUGACAGUUGGGGAUCCUCGAGUAAAUUUGCCUCAGAAGUGGUCCAAAGCUUUGCCUGAUCCUGAAAGGUUCCAAGAUAAUGAGAAAGUUAGACAGCUGCUUCUGGAGGGUGUGCCUGUGGAGUGUACACAUAGCUUUAUCUGGAACCAAGAUAUCUGUAAGAGUGUCACAGAGAAUAAAAUCUCGGACCAGGAUUUAAACCGGAUGAGAAGUGAAUUGCUGGUGCCUGGAUCACAGCUUGUCUUAGGGCCUCGUGAAUCUAAGAUACCUAUACUUUUGAUUCAACAGCCAGGAAAAGUGACUGGUGAAGACCGAGUAGGCUGGGGAAGUGGCUGGGAUGUCCUACUCCCAAAGGGCUGGGGCAUGGCUUUCUGGAUUCCCUUUAUAUAUCGAGGCGCAAGAGUUGGAGGAUUAAAAGAGACUACAGUGCAUUCUCAGUAUAAGAGGGCACCAAACAUCCCAGCUGAUUUCCCAGACUGUCUUGCUGGGUCUCGGGUUGCUAAAGAGCAAGCUAAGGACCUUCUUGAAAUGUACAAAAGACGCCCUCCUGCCAAAAGGCCCAACUAUGUUAAACUUGGCACAGUGACACCUUUCUACUGUCCCUGGGAGCAGCUGACUCAGGAGUGGGAGUCCAGGGUCCAGGCCCAGGAGGCAUCUGAAGCUUCAGCUCCUGGUGGUAAGGAGAGUGAUGCUCCCGUGCCUGGAAAGAUCCAUCAGCCAUCACAUGAAGCAAGCCGGGAGCCAGAAGUCAUGGACACAGAGUGUCAAGACCAGGAAGGGAAUGAGAGGGUUCUGGACCAGGAUGCCAGUGAGAAACUUGUCACUGCCACUGGCAGUCAGCUCUGUGUUCUUCGGAAUAGAAAAUUACUGAAGCAACUAUCGGUCUGGUGCGGUCCCAGCUCUAAGGACAGGCGGACUCCAUGCAGGGGUCAUCAAGACUUGACCAGAGAGGCCUGCCUGUCCAUCCUGGCCCACUUCCCCAGGGCACUGGUGUGGGUCAGCCUGUCCCUGCUCAGGAAGGGCAGUCCCGAGCCUCACACCAUGAUUUGCGUCCCAACAAAGGAAGACCUGCUCCAGCUUGGUCAGGAUCAGCAUUACUGUGGGCCCCAGGAAUCCAGACACAGUGACCCCUUUAAGAGCAUGAUCCUGAAAGCGAAAGAAAAGAAGAAAAUGGCAAAGAAGCAGAACCAAGGAGCCACCUCUUCCGAGGCCCUGGCACCAGGGGCUCCUGCAACUGGGCAAGAAGCUCUGACUCUCGGGCUGUGGUCAGGCCCCCUCCCGGAAGUGACAACGCACUGCUCCAGAACCCUUCUAGGCUUUGUCACACAGGGGGAUUUUUCCAUGGCUGUUGGCUGUGGAGAAGCCCUGGGGUUCGUUAGUGUGACAGGCUUGCUGGACAUGCUGGCCAGCCAGCCAGCAACCACCAGGGGCUUGGUGCUGCUGCGGCCUCCUGCUUCCCUGCAGUACCGAUUCGCGCGAAUGGCCAUUGAGGUGUGAGUGCAGGUUCAUAGCCAGCCAGACCCAGAUCCGGGCUGUGCGAGUCCCACAGUUGGUGAACACCAGCUCUCCCUGCCUUCAUUUCAUUUUCCACAUAUAAUGUGAAAUUGCUUGGAGGCAAGAAUUAAAAUUAUAUAAUUAUGCAAAUGGUGAACUGUUUACAUCAUUCUGGUAACCUAAAUACUAUCCAUCUCUUCCUGUACUUGUGAGAUGUUUAAAUUGUUUAACAUGUGUAACCACACACUUUGUAUCUCUUGGUCUGUGUAAUUCUUGCUGAAAAGUACUAUAAGCUGUACCUUUUAUUAUUCCUUCUUUGUUAGGAACAAAGAGCUAGGAGGUCUCUGAAAAAAACAUGUCACAUGAGCAGCAGUAACUGUUUAAUGUUUUAUUACUGAAGGGGGAAAAAAACUGUAGGGGGUUGGG
Messenger RNA from Jaculus jaculus (lesser Egyptian jerboa), 3574 nucleotides. It is a transcript of the gene Pop1, whose product is annotated as POP1 homolog, ribonuclease P/MRP subunit. The transcript has 16 exons. Gene Ontology annotation, biological process: tRNA 5'-leader removal. Gene Ontology annotation, cellular component: nucleolar ribonuclease P complex; ribonuclease MRP complex. The coding region runs from base 140 to 3151 and encodes 1003 amino acids. Lineage: Eukaryota; Metazoa; Chordata; Mammalia; Rodentia; Dipodidae. The record is from RefSeq and is a predicted model, not a curated record.